ACUUUGUAUAUAACUUAACUUUGUCUUAAAUAACACAAGAAUUACCUCACAUAUCCAUUCAUACUUACCUUAAUUUGUAAUUCUAUUUACAGAAAUUUACGUGAAUAAAACGCAACAAAUAUAAAAUACUUUUCCCCAAUUUAGUUAAAAAAAAAAAAAAUCGUAACAGCGGGAAAAAAUAAAAGGAAAGGUGGAGAGAAGGAAGUCUGAGACAAAUGAAAGACAAGUCUGGUCUGCGCGAGAUCUUCUUUCUUCGUCACUAAGUCUCUUCCUAUCUCUCUGUUCUUCAUUUCAAUUCUUUUCAUUUUCUUCGUCUCAUCUCACCUUCGAUUUAUCGGCGUUUUCUACCGAUUUCUCUCUCUCUUUCAUCCAAUUCUGUUUCGCGAAAUGGCGAUUGACACCAUGAUCGUCACCAACACGCCGGCGAGAGAUCUGGUAUCCACGAAUCUCGCCUACUGCUCUGUUGCUGAUCUUCGCCGUCUUGCUGCUCCUGGAUCGCGCGUGGUUUUUGCCUAUGUUGGCGAUUCUUGGGUCCUUUCCGUUGGUGCUCAUGAUGAUAUACCCAGUGGGAGCAUAGCUCUUAAUUCUGUCCAACGGAAGUAUCUGAGGGUUUCCACCGGGGACCCCAUUACUGUCAAAAGAUUCAUACCUCCUCAGAAUAAUCAAAUUACAGUGCUUACUCUUGAAUUGGACUAUUUGUCCAAAGCAAAAGCAAGAGAUGAACAAGUUGAUGCUGUUGUUGUGACCCAAUUGAUUAAGAGGAGACUUGUUGACCAGAUCAUGACAGUGGGCCAAAAAGUAACUUUUGAGUACCUAGGCAAUAAUUUUCUUUUCACAGUCAACCAGGCUGUUGUUGAGGGGCAGGAAAAUUCAGAUAUUGAAAGAGGGAUGCUGUCAGCAGACACAUAUAUCAUUUUUGAGGCAGCAGGAGGCAGUGGAAUAAAGAUAAUCAAUCAACGUGAAUCAGCUAGCAGCAAUCUCUUUAAGCAUAAAGAAUUCAAUUUGAAGGCACUUGGUAUAGGUGGUCUGAGUGCAGAGUUUGCAGAUAUAUUUCGAAGAGCUUUUGCCUCUAGGGUUUUUCCUCCCCAUGUCACUAGCAAAUUGGGCAUCAAGCAUGUGAAAGGAAUGCUUCUGUAUGGGCCUCCUGGCACUGGCAAGACUCUAAUGGCACGUCAGAUAGGAAAGGUGUUAAAUGGAAAGGAUCCAAAGAUUGUCAAUGGGCCUGAAGUAUUAAGCAAGUUUGUUGGUGAAACUGAGAAGAACAUCAGGGAUCUAUUUGCUGAUGCUGAACAAGACCAGAGAACUCGAGGGGAUCAAAGUGACUUGCAUGUUAUUAUCUUUGAUGAAAUAGAUGCUAUCUGUAAGUCUAGAGGCUCUACUAGGGAUGGUACAGGUGUCCAUGAUAGCAUUGUCAACCAGCUACUAACCAAGAUUGACGGGGUGGAGGCACUCAAUAAUGUUUUGUUGAUUGGGAUGACUAACAGAAAAGAUUUGCUUGAUGAAGCACUUUUAAGGCCUGGGCGUUUAGAGGUUCAAGUGGAGAUAAGCCUCCCUGAUGAAGCUGGUCGUUUGCAAAUUCUUGAAAUUCAUACAACCAAGAUGAAAGAAAAUUCUUUCCUUGCACCAGACAUCAAUUUGGCUGAACUGGCUGCAAGAACAAAGAAUUAUAGUGGAGCAGAGCUCGAAGGUGUUGUUAAGAGUGCUGUCUCAUAUGCUCUGAACCGGCAAUUAAACAUGGAUGAUCUUAAUAAGCCAGUGGAUGAGGAAAACAUAAAAGUUACUAUGCACGACUUUUUGGAAGCUAUAGGAGAAGUCAAACCAGCAUUUGGAGCAUCCACCGGUGAUCUUGAACGAUGCAGGCUCAAUGGAAUGGUGGAUUGUGGUGUACGCCAUGAACACAUCCAGCAACGCACUAUGCUGCUAGCAGAACAAGUAAAACUUAGCAAAGGCAGCCCACUUUUGACUUGUCUUCUGGAAGGUCCAAGUAGCAGUGGGAAGACUGCAAUGGCUGCUACAGUUGGUAUCUGUAGUGAUUUUCCAUAUGUGAAGAUUGUAUCAGCGGAAUCCAUGAUUGGUCUCAGUGAGAGUACUAAAUGUGCACAUAUUGUCAAGGUCUUUGAAGAUGCUUAUAGGUCACCGCUGAGCGUAAUAAUACUUGAUGACAUUGAGAGGCUUGUAGAAUAUGUGGCUAUUGGCCCUCGGUUUUCAAAUAUCAUCUCGCAAACAUUGAUGGUCCUCUUGAAACGACUUCCCCCACUGGGAAAGAAACUUCUUGUGUUGGGGACAACCAGUGAAGUUGGUUUCUUGGAUUCAAUUGGCAUUCGUGAUGCAUUCUCUGUCACCUAUAAUGUCCCAACUUUGAAAACUGAAGAUGCACGAAAGGUGUUGAAGCAACUAAAUGUCUUCUCAGAGGAUGACAUAGAUUCGGCUGCUGAGGCCCUAAAUGAUAUGCCAAUUAAGAAAGUGUACAUGCUAAUUGAAAUGGCUGCUCAAGGUGAACAAGGAGGUAAAGCAGAAGCCAUUUACUCUGGCCAAGAAAAGAUUGACAUAUCUCACUUUUAUGAAUGUCUUCAGGACCUUGUCCGGUACUGAUUCACACUAAGCAGCAUGUUAUUACACUGGUUUUUUCACCAGUCUUUGCUUUGACGGUAAUUUUAAUCAGAUUGACUGUGUUAUUAAUUUUUAUAUUCUUUCACCCGUUAUCUUUCUUUGAACCCCUUCAGUGGGUCGGACCAUGGUUUUGUAGUUAGCCGGUGUGUAUACCCUACGGAUUUGACUUAUUUACUGCCAUUUUUUCACCAGUUUUGUCAGAUGUUGAGCUUUUAAAA
Chenopodium quinoa (quinoa) is the source of this 2828-nucleotide messenger RNA. RefSeq names its product vesicle-fusing ATPase-like. The record is from RefSeq and is a predicted model, not a curated record. Gene Ontology annotation, biological process: Golgi to plasma membrane protein transport; SNARE complex disassembly; intra-Golgi vesicle-mediated transport. Gene Ontology annotation, molecular function: ATP hydrolysis activity; ATP binding. The transcript has 22 exons. Gene Ontology annotation, cellular component: Golgi stack. Bases 388 to 2592 code for a protein of 734 amino acids. Lineage: Eukaryota; Viridiplantae; Streptophyta; Magnoliopsida; Caryophyllales; Amaranthaceae.